Messenger RNA from Papaver somniferum (opium poppy), 987 nucleotides. RefSeq names its product 60S ribosomal protein L7a-like. NCBI's taxonomy places the organism in Eukaryota, Viridiplantae, Streptophyta, Magnoliopsida, Ranunculales, Papaveraceae. The transcript is spliced from 5 exons. The record is from RefSeq and is a predicted model, not a curated record. The coding region runs from base 110 to 700 and encodes 196 amino acids.
ACCCAGCACGUUGUCUCCACGCUGAAAUAACUAAAAUUUAGCCCCUCGGCCUUUGCUUCCCUCUUGUCCCUCGAUUUGAGCUCUGAGGUUUUCAAGCUACUUAGACGAUAUGAGGAAAAGAAAUAAGAAACCGAAAAGUAAUGAUGGAACCCCCGUGGCUAUCUCCACUCAACAGCAGCAGCAACAACAACAACAGCUGAAUUGCUAUGAAGGAGAAUGUCUCAUUCCUCUGCUCAAAUCUCUCAAUAGGGAGAUAGAGGCAGCAAAGCUUUCUGCAGGAGUGUUGCCAGAAAAAAUAUGGAUUAAGCAACAAUUUUCUAUUGGAGUCAAUGAUGUUACCCGGACACUGGAACGGAUGAAGCCAGUCUCUGAGUCGGGAAGUACUUCUCCACAGCCUGCUCUGGACAGUUGUGAAAAGAAAGGCUCCUCGGUUCGGCUUCAGGCUGUAAUUCUAGCUGCUGAUUGCAAUCCUCGGUGGUUAACAAAGCAUAUCCCAAGCUUGGCAUAUUCAAGGAAGGUUCCUCUUAUCUUCGUCAGAGAUAAGAAAGGUGGUUCUUUAAGAUUGGGUGAACUUGUGAAAAUGAAGACAGCCAUUGCGAUCGGAGUGAAGGUUAAUGACAGUGGGAUCAAUAAACUUGUAGAGCAAAUUCUGAUGGAUAAUGGGAAUGUCAAUACAGUGGGGAUGUCUGAAGCUGAAUGACCUUUCCUAGAAGAUGCACCUCAACUUAAUUUUACAGUUCAUGUGUUAAGCUUUUUUCAUGUAUAAUUUAUGCUUAAGUUAUACUAAAAACAGGUCUAUUAGCUGGAAGAGAAAUUUAGAGUACAGGUUCUGAAUUUUUCAAAUCACACAGUACCAAGAUAAAGAUUCAGAACAAUGUAGAGGUUAAACAUUUUUCAGAUCGGACAGUACCAAGAUAAAAUUUCAGACCAAUGUAGAGGUUAAAUAUUAAGUCACGUGGCAUAUUUUGGAUGAUAAACGUUGAACCA